Molecule: messenger RNA, 333 nt
Organism: Plenodomus lingam JN3
Lineage: Eukaryota; Fungi; Ascomycota; Dothideomycetes; Pleosporales; Leptosphaeriaceae
Gene: RPL30
Product: 60S ribosomal protein eL30
Cellular component (GO): cytosolic large ribosomal subunit
Molecular function (GO): RNA binding; structural constituent of ribosome
Source: RefSeq, a predicted model, not a curated record
AUGGCACCCAAGAAGAACAAGAGAACCGCCGACUCCAUCAACUCGCGCCUUGCGCUUGUGAUGAAGUCUGGCAAAGUCACUCUCGGCUACAAGUCAACGCUCAAGAGUCUGCGCACUGGAAAGGCCAAGCUCGUCAUCAUUGCCGGCAACACUCCUCCCCUGAGGAAGUCUGAGCUCGAGUACUACGCCAUGUUGUCCAAGACCUCUGUCCACCACUUCUCCGGCAACAACAUUGAGCUCGGUACCGCUUGCGGUAAGCUCUUCCGCUGCUCUGUCAUGUCCAUCCUCGAUGCUGGUGACUCCGACAUCUUGACCUCCAACCAGGAGAACUAG